UGUUAUCCGCACAAUCGUUUCGUAGUGAUGUUUACAUACAACAUAAUUAGAUUACAACAUAAAUACAACGUAUUUAGAUAUAAUAAAUACUUUCCUGUAUUCAAUCGAUUAAAUGUAAUCAUAUCAAUUCAAUCUGAAGCACACAACGGUAUCGCAAUGGCAAGUAAACGAAAACGUAUUUUAACUAUUGAAAAGAAAUAUAAAAUAAUUAAAAAUCUUAAAAGUGAAAGUACAACAAAAUUAUCAAGAGUACAUAGUAUUAGAAAAUCUACAAUCAUAGAUAUUAAAAAACAGAAAUGCAAUAUUGCAAAAUAUAUACAGAAUGUAGAUUUAACGGAUGCUAAUAUCGGUAGGAAAAGUUUAACAAAUCUAAAAAAUAAAAGUGUAGACAAUGUCUUCCAAAGGUUUUGUCAACAAAGAGACAAAGGCAUAUCGAUAUAUGGACACAUUUUACGUGAAAAAACUUUAGAGUUCAACGAUAGAUUAAAGGGAAACCUAUUUAAAGCUAAUAAUGAUUGGUUAAUAAAAUUCAAAACAUGUCAUGGUAUACGACAGUUGGAUAUCUGUAGAAAAAAACUUUCAACGAAUAGUACUGCUGCAGAAACUUUUAGAGCAGACUUUAAUAAAUUUUUAAAUAAUGAAGAAUAUGAAUUAACAAAUGUAUACAAUACUGAUGAAACAGGUUUAAUUUGGAAGGCACUACCACAGAUGUUAGUUUCUCGUUGUGAAAGAUUAGCUCCUGAUCACAAAAUUAAUAAAGAAUGCAUUACUAUACUUUUUUGUGCGAAUGCUAUCGGAUAUCAUCAACUUUCAAUUCUGAUCAUCGGAAAAAGUAAACAUCCACACUAUUUUAAACAUGUCAAUAUGAGUGCAAUACCAAUUGUUUAUAAAAAUCAGACAAAUGCUUGGAUGGACAAUAUUUUUGUUGAAUGGUUUGAAAAUAUUUUUAUACAGAUUAAAGAACAUCAGUUAAAAAAUAGUCAUAAAAAAAAAGUUAUUUUGUUGGUAGACAAUGCUGGAUGUAACAUUCCUAACCAGGAGGAAUUUACAAAAUAUAUGUUUUUGCUACCUAAUGUAACUUCACUCAUACAUUAUAUAUAUUAUAUAUAUUACAUUAUAUAUAUUACAUUAUAUACUCAGUCAUUAGAUCAAGGAGUAAUUGAGUGUUUUAAACAACUAUAUAGAAAAAAAUUGCUUAAAAAAAUUCUAUUUAUGUUUCACUUAAAUGAAGAGAAUAUGAUAGAGAAAUAUAAAAAACUAAAUUUAAAAAAUUGUUUCUACAUAGUGACAAAUGAGUGGAACAACAUUAAAAGUAUAACAUUGAAAAGAGCAUGGAAAAAACUUUUGAUGCGUGAAAUUGAAGAAAUUAAUAAACAAGAAAGAACAGUCGAAGCAAAUAUUGAAGAAACUAUCACUACAUUGGGUAGAAUACCAGAGUGUGAUUGUGAUAGCGAUGAUGUAAUGCAAUGGUUUCAGUGCGAUAAAGACAAUAGUAACAAUGAAGAUAACAUAAAUUUUACACAAACAGAAGCAGUAAACGAAAGUAAUGAUGAGGAUAUGUCUUCUUAUGUCGAAGUAUUUGAGUCAUUUGAAAAAGGACUUCGAUGGUUUGAGGCGCAACGGGAAUGUAAUUCUACGCAGUUGGUUACAAUAAAAAAUUUCUAUUGUACAAAAGAUUAGAACUGAAUAAAAUAAGAGUAAGAAAAAUAAAAAUAAUGAAACAUAAAACAUAUAGAUGGUGUCAUAUUAAGCUUAAGAAUUGAUUUUUCUUCUAUUCUUCUAUGUUAUUAUUUUUAUUGUAUUUUCUUCUAUGAUAUUCUUUUAUUUGUAAAAUAUUUUUUAUUAUAUUAGUAAUUAUAGAAUAUUAGUAAUUAUAAAUCUGCUAUAUUGAUAUAUAUCAGCAUGUGAAUUAAAUCAACAAUUAUCUUAUGGUUUUAAAAUUUUCUGCUAUAAUUUCUACAAAAUCUUCUGCAAACUUUGU
Apis laboriosa (Himalayan honeybee) is the source of this 1981-nucleotide messenger RNA. RefSeq names its product jerky protein homolog-like. Gene Ontology annotation, molecular function: DNA binding. The record is from RefSeq and is a predicted model, not a curated record. The transcript has a single exon. The coding region runs from base 28 to 1680 and encodes 550 amino acids. Gene Ontology annotation, cellular component: nucleus. Lineage: Eukaryota; Metazoa; Arthropoda; Insecta; Hymenoptera; Apidae.